Mobula hypostoma (lesser devil ray) is the source of this 3515-nucleotide messenger RNA. RefSeq names its product lysocardiolipin acyltransferase 1 (gene lclat1). Gene Ontology annotation, molecular function: acyltransferase activity. Bases 334 to 1788 code for a protein of 484 amino acids. Gene Ontology annotation, cellular component: endoplasmic reticulum; endomembrane system. Gene Ontology annotation, biological process: phosphatidylinositol acyl-chain remodeling. NCBI's taxonomy places the organism in Eukaryota, Metazoa, Chordata, Chondrichthyes, Myliobatiformes, Myliobatidae. The transcript is spliced from 6 exons. The record is from RefSeq and is a predicted model, not a curated record.
GGGAAAGCUUGUGGGACACUGGGAGGGAGGAGAGGGGAGUGUGAGGAGACCUGGGAGUGAAAGCAGGGGAGGGGAAUAUCUCUGGGAAUGAAGCGAGGGGAAUGUGGAGUCCCUGGGAGUGAGGGAAGGGGAGUGUGAGGACGUGAGUCACUGGAAAUGAGUGGAAGGGAAAGCCAGUGACUGACAGGGUGGGCAGGAGCAGGAGGAUUUGAUAGUCCAGGGUCCCUGCGGACCGUGGGCUGGAGGGAGGGGACCUGCUAUCAGCUGGAUUGGAAAGAAAGCAGUGGACUUGGAAGUUGGAGCCGAAAGCGCUGGACUGGGCAUAACUGCAGGAUGCUGUCUCUGAAGGGGACCUUCAUUCUGCUUUUGCUGUUCUUCAGUAGCCUGUUUGGCAGUGUCUUCAUGCUGGGCCCACUACUCCCAAUCAUGUUGGUGUCUGUGCCAUGGUAUCGAUGGAUAACUGACCGUGUAGUGGCCAUCUGGUUCACCCUCCCCGUGGCCAUGUUGGAGAUGGUGCUGGGUGUCCGGGUGGUGAUCACGGGAGAUGGCUUUAUUCCGGGUGAACGCAGCGUCAUCAUUAUGAACCAUCGGACUCGUCUCGACUGGAUGUAUCUGUGGAACUGUCUGCUCCGAUACAGCUACCUCCGAAUGGAAAAGAUCUGCUUGAAGUCCUCCCUUAAAUCCAUUCCAGGCUUUGGCUGGGCCAUGCAGGUGGCAGCAUUCAUCUUCAUUGAGCGGAAGUGGGAGCGGGACCGAGAGCACCUCCAGCUUAUGCUGGACCACCUGUGUGACAUCCAGCAGCCCCUGCAGCUGCUCAUGUUUCCUGAGGGCACCGACCUGACAGCUACCACCAAGGGGCGGAGCAAUGAGUUUGCCGAGUCUCGGGGUCUCCCCAAGUAUGAGUACGUCCUCCAUCCCCGCACAACGGGCUUUGCCUUCAUCGUCAACCACUUGCGCAAAGGCUCCAAUGUGGAUGCAAUCCAUGAUGUGACAGUGGCCUAUCCCUACAACAUCCCACAGUCUGAGAGGGACCUGUUCACCGGCAACUUUCCCAAGGAAAUCCAUUUCCACAUCAAGCGCUACCCGGCAGCACACCUGCCCAUCACGCUGGAGGGGCUGCAGGAGUGGUGUCGACUCCGCUGGCAUGACAAGGAGCGGCUGCUACGCACCUUCUACCAGGGAGACCGCUCCUUCCGCGGCUUGGACCUGGGGCAGGACCAGAGUCCGGAUCAGGGACAGGACCAGAACCCGCAACAAGUUCAGAACCAGAGUCAAGGACAGGGACUGGAUCCGGAGCAGGACCGGAGCCCAGAACAAGGCCGGGACUUGAGUCCGAGUCAAGGACAGGAUCUGAGCCUGUCGAGGGAAUUACAGCCAAUUACAGCCCAAGAGCAAGGCCGGAGUCUUAGGCGCAGAUGGGUCCAGGGCUGGAAUAGACUGCUGGGUCGGGGGCGGGUGUGGUUUGAGGGUCGCAGGCAGGUCUCGAUGGGGCGGUACCGGGGCCAGGAUCAAAGCCUAAGCCAGAGCUGGAGGCCUGCGCAACCACAUGUCUACAUCCCUCCCUGCAAGUCCCAGGGAAGGGUCUUCCUCAUCAAGCUGUUCUCUGUGGUGUACUGGACCGCAUUUGUGCUCGGCACCAUGAUGUUGCUCUGGUCCUACACAUUAGCACGCUGGUACUUCUCCAGUGUGGCCAUCUUUUUCAUUAUGCAGGAGCGGCUAUUUGGGGGCAUCGAGAUAAUGGAAAUGGCUGCACAAAGGAGGGCUCAGCGCCACUCCAAGAAACACUGACCCCGCGGCUGUCUCGCUCAUCCAUCUGUCCAAUCCCAGAUCUCCUUGCACUGGUCUGGACAAUCCUGGAACUUCUCCCAAAGGUCUGGCCAAUCCUGGGGCUUUCCCUAAUGGUCCAGCUAAUCCCAGGGCAUCUCCCACUGGUCUGGCCAAUCCUAGAGCUUCUCCCACUGGAUUGGCUACUCCUGGUGCUUCUCCCAUCAAUUCAGCCAAUCCUGGUGCUUCAACUGGUCCGGCCAGCCCUGGACUCCUUCCACUGGUCUGACCAAUUCUGGUGCCUCCAUCCCCCGGAUCAGCCAAACCUGGGAUUUUCCCAUCAAUUUAGGCUGUCCUAGGGCUGUUUCCACAGGUGCAGCUAAUACCGGGAUGCCUCCUUCCAGUCCGGCCAGUCUUGAGGCAUCAAAUUAUGGAUCCACCAAAUCCAGGGUCUUCUGACAAUCUGUCCAGUCUUGGGCUUCACCCAUUGAUAUUGCUGAUCCCAGUAAUUCAAUCCAUCCGCCCAGUUCCCGAAUUACUCCUCUCAAUCCGGCCAAUACCAACAGAAGUCACAUAAUUUCUGCUAAUCAUGGGACACCAUGCAUAGGUCUGUCCAAAGGGAGACUGAACCUCAAACUAUAGAUGCUGGAAAUCUGAGGUGAAGCCAGGUCACAAUAGAACACCCAGCAGGUCAGGCAGCAUCUGUGGAGUCAGGAGUAUAGAGCACAUUCUACAGAAGUCUGUCAUUGCACAGAUGUUGCCUGACUGGCUGAGUGUUUCUGGUGUCUGAUCUGGGAGCAGAGUAGAGGUGGGUCUCUCUCAGUGUGACAGAGUAGGGAGGAGAAGUGCUGCUUCACUCUGACCCAGACUCCACUCUUUGUCCCAUGGCUCUUACUCCAGCCUGGAAUCAGGGAAUAAAUGCUCGGAGGCUGAGUGCCAAUGGAAGCGUCAGGCUGGAACAGCCACCGGCAGCUCAGGGUUAAUGUGUUUCAGACUCAUACCCCAGUUAAGGUCAGUGUAUGCAUUGGGUCCGUCCCUACUGAGGGUCAGAAUGUAUCUGGGACAUGUCUUCUAGUGAGGGUUGGUGUGUGUGUAUGGAGGGCCAUCCCCCUGCGAGGUUGGUCUCUGUGUGUGGAUGACCUGUUCUCCAGUGAGCGUGUGUGGGAGGGAGGGAGGGAGGGGGACCCCUUUGGUGAAGGUCCAUGUGUGUGGGGGAGGGGAACCAUCCUCAACUAGGGGUUAGCAUGCAUGUGUGUAUUCUCCCCCCCCCCCCCCAGUGAGGGUCAGUGUGUGCUGUGUGGGACCCAUCACCCAGUAAGGGUUGGGGUGUGUGUGGAUCUGUACUGAGGUGGACAGGUCUGUUCCCGUGGUUUACAGUGUACAGUCUUGUACACUUGGAGACUGCUCACUGCUCUGUUGACCCUCUCUGUCCUUUUCCCUCCUAUCAGGUCUGAGUAAAGCGUGGGUUGUCUGUAAUUUGUGUGUGCGUUUAAUGUUCGGGACAAGAGGGUUCCCCUGUGUCAGCUGGUUUUGUUCUUUGUGUGAGGGUGUGAGGGAGCAGUUUGCUGACUUUUGCAUAGUGUUGGAAGAGAGAAUCUCUCAGUUUGCUGGUUAUGUUGCAUCUCUCUGGAGCUCUGCUAAUGUUUGAGUGAGCGAUGGAUAUUUUGGGAGCCGUCUGCUGGCUCCUCUUUUCUUGCGGAUUGUCUACUUUUUAUGACAAGCACUAACACCAAUAAAUACCUUCAGCUCUU